Messenger RNA from Wyeomyia smithii (pitcher-plant mosquito), 5845 nucleotides. RefSeq lists its product as uncharacterized. The record is from RefSeq and is a predicted model, not a curated record. The coding region runs from base 1204 to 3378 and encodes 724 amino acids. The transcript has 3 exons. Gene Ontology annotation, cellular component: nucleus. Gene Ontology annotation, biological process: regulation of transcription by RNA polymerase II. Gene Ontology annotation, molecular function: DNA binding; protein binding. Lineage: Eukaryota; Metazoa; Arthropoda; Insecta; Diptera; Culicidae.
CACGUGUAAACAGGCUGUUCAUUCCUUCUGCAAACGUGCAACUGUGACGACGACGGGGCGACAACGAAGACGAAGACGACGACCACAACGGAGUUGUUUUCGGUUAGAAGUUAAGCUAUUCUUAGAUAAGAGUGUUUUGCAGUGUAGAAGCGUUGUUUUUGUAAUAAUCAAACGAUAUUUUGAUAAAUGAAAACUAGUGUUUUUGGUGAAGAUAUUUGUACGAAGUGUUUUCGCCAAGUCCCAAGUGUGGCGCGCUGUUGCGCGUACGGUCGGUCCACUUGUCACGCGAGGUGCAACAUUCCUGGGGCACUCACGCUUCGUGACCCUGCGCCGCGACGACCGAAGAGGGGGGUGUUGUAAGAACUCACCCACACAGUCGUUUUUCCCGCAUAUACAGGAACAACAGCAGCAUAAUCGCAUCGCAAUCGCAGUGUGUGAAAAUUGAAAAUAAAACUAUCAAAACAGUACGAAACGAAAUUUUGUUGAGUGAGGACGAAAAAUCCUGCCUCUCCCCGCGGCGAACUCGAAGUGCUCGAAGCGGGCGCAGAAUCGCAGUGUACGCUCAGGAAGUGCAACGGAGGCAAAGUGUGCACAAGUGAGCAAUCAAGUGUGAAAGUGAAGGACACGAUAAUUAAGAAAGCAAAAUUUAUACGAAACUGUGGUUAGCCGCAACGAUAAACUGCGGGCAAAACGAAGUGUGAAAAACAGAAUGAAAGUUUCAAAGUGAUAAGCUUCUUAGUGAACUGGAACAAACAGUUGUACACAAAAACACUAAAAUUGCCUAAACAACCUUAGUAACAAACACACCUCGCACAGCUAAAUUUAGGAUUAAAAAACGCAACGAACGUACAGUGCAACACAACUUUUUCGGCUUUGCCUGUUACGUUUGAAAAAAAAAUCCUUGUUCCACUAUUUUUGCAAUAAUUGUUUCGGACUCGCUGUGUUUGAGGUUAUCAAAAUUUUAAAAUUGCUCAACGCCCUUUCCCCUGUUACUGAAUUCGAAAACAAAAAUCGUUCCCGGUAGAAUUUGUGUACGAGUGCAACAAAACCAAUCGCAAGCAGAAUUAUUUCGAUUAUGAGCAACCGCUGCAAGGAAUCUUCAACCAGAAGUCCAACCACGAUCGUCUAAAAAAAACAGCAAGCAGCAUUUCUCACUCCAUUUCAUCUCUAGAAAUAAAAAGACAUAAAAUAAUAUUUUUCACAAUGGGUAGCAGUGAAGCGCAGACCUACUGUCUAAAAUGGAACAACCACAAGUCCAAUCUGGUGGAGAUUCUGGAUGCGUUGAGCCGAAUGGAAUGUUACGUCGACUGUACGAUCUACGUCGACGAACAGGUCCAAUUCAAGGCGCACCGAAUGGUUCUGGCUGCCAAUUCGCCCUAUUUCCAAUCCAUCCUGCAGGACGUCCCGAUGGACCACUGCAGCAUUCUGUUUCCGGGCGUUCAAGAAUUCGAAAUGCGUGCCAUUCUAGAAUACAUGUACACUGGAGAGGUGAACAUUACCCAGGCACAGAUCGAACCGAUCAUGAGUAUCGCGAAGCAGCUGGAGGUCAAGGGUCUGUUCGAUAUGGACGACAUCAAUGUAAUCGAGCGUCAGCGUGGUCCUACACUCUCGAGUAAUAACAACUACAGCAGUAACCCGCCACCUCCGAGCAGUAACCAGCAGUCACCUCCGGUAAUCUCGACAUCAACCAAUGUCUCUAUCGCUCACAGUAGCAGCUCAUCUCCGCCGUACACAUACAAAUCACCAUACACGAGCCUGUAUCCUCGCACUAGUCCAACCGCCGUUGAACGAGAAAGAGAUCGUGAACGCCGAGAACAUGACGAUCGGGAACACGGAGAACACUCCACACACCCCCACUCUCCUCCACACCCGCCAUUCUCCCAUCAGAACGAGCCACCUCAAGACGAACAACGAAAGACCCCUUCAGCAUCUUCGUCCUCUUCACAACCAGGCCCACACAAUCUCCGAUGGUCUCUGCCAAGUCAGAUCCCGGUUACAAUGCACCAGCCGCAACAACUGCACAAUAUGCUGAGCUCCGUCUAUGAUUCCAGUGCAGAUAUGAACCCAUUGAAGCGCAAAAAGCUGCAAUCUAUGUCGACCAUGCUCCGCGACACUCCGAUCCUACGAAACGUGCUUGCUCAAUCCAAUCCCGCAGAUUCAUCACAGUCCUCAUCUUCUCCACUGGCACUUCAAGCCAUUCCAGGAUUGAAAGUGGAAGCAACAGCUGCUCCAGGUGCAGCUCCAGGCCAUCGUGAACCCACCAAUUUGAGCAAUUCCAGUCAUCACUCUAAUGGUGGUGGAUUCAAGUACUUGAAAGAACCACUAUCACCUUUCGCGGAUAAGUCCUACGAUGACGAAGCCCUAAUGGACUCCCGUCUGAACUACAGCGCUGACGAUGCCCGACUUGCGUCCUACGUCCCACACCAGCAGCAGAAGCCCGAGUGGAAGAGAUACAAGCAGUACACCCGUACGGACAUCCACAACGCUAUCGAGUGUGUCCGCAACGGUAUGAGUGCACUGCAGGCAGCCCGCAGGUACGGGGUUCCUUCGAGAACUCUGUACGAUAAGGUGAAAAAAAUGGGCAUAACCACUGGACGCCCGAUGAACCGCUCUAUAAAGCGCAGCCCGAGCUCCGGCAGCAGCCCGGCCCCGUUCCCGUACGGUCUAAGUGGUGCAUCGCAUAUGUUCGGAGCAGGACAUUCCGGAGAGCAGCAAAUGCCAUCGCAGUCUCAUCUCCAACAGGGUGAUGAUGAUAAGGCUCGGAUGAUGAAAAUGGAACAUUCAGGACAUCAUUUACCACCUACAAUUCCUCAUCCUGCAGCUGCUCUGCUAGAUCCCUCAUUUCUCCAGCAAGCAGCAGGACGCGAAGCUCUGCACGCGAUGGCCAUUGCAGCUGCUGCUCAUGCUGCAGUCAACGGAAUGAACACCUCCCCAGGAACGCACGGAACGGCACGCUCACCCAGUCCAAACGUUCUAAUGAAAUAUAUGCGUUCGGUCUCGGAGAGUCGCAGCGAAUUGCGCCGCGAGUCCCCGGAAGCUGAUCGACACCGGCACAGCAAUGGUUCUGAAACAUACGAACGAAUGGACCGGGAAUCGAUGGAGCACGACGAUCCACGGAAUAUCAGCGCAGAGGGCGAAGACCUUGUAGAAGACCUAUCGAUGGCCCGGCGUGGACCUAACUCCGAUCGUGAAUCCGUUUCGCCUCAGCCCAUGCCCAGCCAAGGCCACCAGCAUCAUUUGCCACUUCCCCCAGCGUUGCCCCCCCAACAACAGGGUGUCAUUGUUCCCACCCCUGGUAAGCUCAAAGAUGACUACAGCCCGAUGGCGAUCAAGCGAGAAAUCCCGGCUGACAGCAAUCCUCAUAUGGAAACGUCAUAAUCAAUCCCACUGGAAUCCAUUUGGCUGUUCCUUUGUCUAAACGAAUCUGUUGCUCUUCGCGAGAAGCGGACACCACACCCCCUUUCUAUUCGUACUAAUAUGUUUCCUUAACACGGAGGACAUUCUUCCUCGAAGUCUUGUUCUCUACACUAUGAAACGGGUAAUAUAAUUUUCCUUUCUUUUUUACGGUUAGUUUAUCCUCUUUGUUUCCUAGUGUUUGAUAUUUCAUGCGCAAUUUGCGAGUAAUAAUUUAAACAAAACAAACGAAAAGACACAUGAAAGCUCAAAAAAACUAACUGCGAAUUUUAGCCGUUAAGUUAUUCUUCGAGUAACAACAAAAAGCAACACACAAAAAGCCGCGCAACAUGAGUUACCUUGACAUAACCUGAAAGCAAUCCCACCAAUUAUUGUUUAUUUAAAUCACAUAAUUAUUUAAUUCACUAGUAUGUAAUGAUGAAAAAGCGAUAACUUCAAGUGUUUUGCCCACGCUGGACCGAACGAAUCUCAAUCAGGAUGAACCCAACACAACAAAAUACAAUAGUGAAAACAAUCAAUUUUAUUCCAACAAUAGACUGAGAUUUUUACCGACUCGUACGCACACAACCAACAGCAGAACAAAAUGAGACUAGCAGCUUAGUGAACUUACGAACCAGUUGAACAAACCGAGGUGCAAUAUAAUACUGAACUCGUUUUAAUUUUUCUCGUAUGCUACACAGAGGAUUCUAUUUUCAUUUUUUUUAAAUAUUUUUUCGUCUUUACCUCGUAGAUAAGAUCACCCUGCAUGCAUGCAUGUAUUUUAUGUUGUUUUUUAAUUAUUAUUUUGUUCCAUUCUGUACUAUAAACAUUUACAAAAAAACGCGGAGAGUAGAAAUCAUAUCAAGUUCCGUACUAGAAAAUCAACAUUUUUCUGUUUGGAGAGACAGCAAUGCUAGCUAAAACUGACUGUACAUAUUUGUGAGUAGCAAGUUUUUGGUUGCGUUGAAAGAAAAAAAAACAAACGCCGCUGUCAACGUCUGUACUAUUACUGUAGAGUUUCGCAACUUUAACUGUUUAGAGCGAAUGGCCCCUCCUCCCCCACCGCCGUUCGCGAUUUUCCUAUUAUGUGUAAGUCAAUAUUUGUUGAAAUAUCACCAACAAGUGCCUAAAUAUUAAACACAACGCUGAAAAAACGACUAUUUUCCGUUCACGUUCUCAUCCUAUGUGUAUACUUUUUUGAGACUUUUAAUUGUUAAGUUGCCAGGCCAUAUCUCAAUUUAAACAAUGUGAACUAGGAAGCAACACCUAAGCUUCGAUCUAGAGAAAAAAGGUAUGUGAACAAUUGAAUGUGUUAGAAUAAUGCGUAGUAGUUGUGAAAAUAUUGUUAGCAAGACAAAAAAAAAAUUAGCAUAUAAAUGUAUUUAGCAAGGGAUGCCAUAUUCGGGAAUAAACGAAAAGCGAAUAAGAGUAUGCAUACACAGCGUGAAGCAUGAGAAUCAAAACCAUUUUUUUCCCUUCAUUUCUUUUAAUGAAACAAGACUGAUUAAACAGAAAAAAAGUGUUGCAGAAUAAAAACUAAAAAUAAAUACGCUGUGGUAUGCAAUGAAUGCAGCGCCCAUCGAUGGCAAAAUGUAUGAUAGGAUCGAACGAUCAGCAACACCGUAAAUGCACCUCCUGUAGAUAAGUAGCAGUAACUUCGUUCGAAAAUACCAAGUUGUCCGCGUGUAAACUAAAUUCUGUACCAUCGUUUCGCUUUAACUUUUUGAUUUUUUCGAAUGAAUUUUUAAGACUGAUUUAUACUUUCUUUCGUUUUGUCGGUAACGCUCACACGCAUUACUUAGAUAUUUAUUCGCGAGAAAUGAAGACAGAAUGGCAGCGCAACGGGUACAAACUAGAAGCUGUUUUCACACAAGACUUAGGAUAGAUAAGUCACGAAAUGCUCAGAGUAACUGAAAACUGAACUGAAAUAGUGCUGGGGCGAUGCAAUACUACAUACGGAAAAAUUUCGAUCUUCACUCGAAACUGGAAGAAACUAUUACGAACAUUGCCAGAGCCAAUAGCAGUAAACUGAACAGCUGGAACAACUUGUUUUUGCUUUUUUUUUCACGGAAGAAAAACUGUUAACUCUUAGUUACAUUAUAAAGGAUAAUUUUACUAUUAUUUUUAUGAAUUAUUUUAUUCACAUUAAGAACUCUUUUAAGUAAAAGGAAAACAUAAUCAAAAAGCAAAACAAGUUUCAAAACACAAACUGAUCGUUGCCUAGAUGUUAGUUCUGAUGUUUUUGCAGAAGAAAAAUUAAGCAAAAAGUAUAAUACCCGAUUGUAGAUUAAUCGUUAGUGCAUCAAAGUACGCAAAAGUUAUAACUAAACUGUAAUGACUACAUGUGAACAUUUUUCUUUUUGGAAAAAUUAUUGUAUCGGUAGAUGAAAGUAAACCAACAUUUGAUGGUUAAACUUUAUAUUAAAUGUAUAGAAAAAGAGCAUGGAAUAAA